GAAGCUGUGUCCGUGCCACAAGAAUAGUGAAUAUGAAACUCCCCCUGCUCCUGCUGCUCCUCCUGCUGGGGACAGUUGCUGCUUUUCAUCUGGGGAAUGAUGCCCCGUAUCCUGACAGUCAAGAGUCACAGGCAGACCUGAGCCAGGAUCUGGAAGGCUCAGGGGAGCAGGAGGGUGAGGCAGUCCUGACUGAGGAGGCGAUUCAGUCUGAAGGAGAGCAGGUGAAGGCUUCCAGCCUCAAAGAUGCCUUUGAGGACAAGAAGGCCAUGGAGUCAGACCCAGGUGCCCUUGACAAGAACUUGCAGUGCCCCAGGGCCGAGGACACGGUGGAAAUUCGGGGCGGUCCUGGGUGCAAGACCUGCCAGUACGUGUUGGUGCGGACUGUCUUAACAUUUGCAGACGCUCAGAACACCUGCAGGAGGUGCUACAGAGGCAACCUCGUCUCUAUCCACAACAUCAGCAUCAACAUUUAUGUCCAAACGUUGGCCAGGCUGCUGCAUGUCUGGAUUGGAGGUGCCAUCGGGGGCUGGUGCUCCGGAUUUCACUGGACUGAUGGAAGUGCUGUGAAUUUCAGAUACUGGGCACAUAAUCAUGGGCAUGGCCACUGUGUGUCCCUAUGGAGAGGGGGUCAUUGGCAACAAUCAGGUUGUGGAACACAUCUGCCCUUCAUCUGCUCCUACUAA
This is a messenger RNA of Myotis davidii, 683 nucleotides long. Its product is annotated as proteoglycan 3. NCBI's taxonomy places the organism in Eukaryota, Metazoa, Chordata, Mammalia, Chiroptera, Vespertilionidae. Gene Ontology annotation, biological process: immune response. Bases 33 to 683 code for a protein of 216 amino acids. The record is from RefSeq and is a predicted model, not a curated record. The transcript is spliced from 5 exons.